Oldenlandia corymbosa var. corymbosa is the source of this 339-nucleotide messenger RNA. The record is from the annotation of a GenBank genome assembly. NCBI's taxonomy places the organism in Eukaryota, Viridiplantae, Streptophyta, Magnoliopsida, Gentianales, Rubiaceae.
AUGGCUAGUCGUAUACCAAGAUUGAUACAAAGAUUCACAAUUCCUGGUGCGUCUGGACAUGAGAGUAUUGCUUUCGAUCCAACUGGCGGUGACCCAUACACUGGAGUUUCUGAUGGUCACAUAUUAAAAUGGGACCCAAUCCAAAACCGCUGGAAUACUUUUGCGGUUACCACUCCAAUUCGGGAUAGGUGUGAAGGAUCUUACGAUCACACUUCAACAGAAGCCCGAUGUGGGCGUCCACUGUGGUUGGAUUUUAAUAAGAAAACCGGCAAACUUUAUAUUGCAGACGCUUAUAGAGGUUUACUUGUAGUUGGCCCAAGGAGAGGAAUCGCCAACUAG